Messenger RNA from Platichthys flesus (European flounder), 1253 nucleotides. Its product is annotated as annexin A1-like. The transcript has 11 exons. The record is from RefSeq and is a predicted model, not a curated record. Bases 91 to 1131 code for a protein of 346 amino acids. Lineage: Eukaryota; Metazoa; Chordata; Actinopteri; Pleuronectiformes; Pleuronectidae. Gene Ontology annotation, molecular function: calcium-dependent phospholipid binding; phospholipase A2 inhibitor activity; calcium ion binding. Gene Ontology annotation, biological process: positive regulation of G1/S transition of mitotic cell cycle; response to X-ray; granulocyte chemotaxis. Gene Ontology annotation, cellular component: plasma membrane; cytoplasm.
CUGCAGAGACCGAGUUGAGCUGUGAUCCGUGAGGACAGGUCUCCAGCAGCAGGGUGAGGUCUUUUUUAAAACCCUUCCAGUUGAGUCAAGAUGUCGGUCUUCAAGAAGUUCUUCAAAGAUAUCAUCGGUAAAAGAGACCCUGACAAUGACACCGUCACAGUGAAGGGUAAACCCAAGCCUAUGUAUUAUGGGACCGUCACCCCCUAUCCGAACUUCAACGCCAGCAGCGACGCCUCAGUUCUCAACAGCGCCAUUAAGAGUAAAGGAGUGGACGAGGACGUGAUCAUCGCCGUCCUGGUGAGAAGAAGCAACGAGCAGAGGCAGAAGAUCAAGGCCGUGUAUGAAGCGUCCACUGGGAAAAAGCUGGAGAAAGAUCUGAAGUCGGCUCUCCGCUCACAUCUGGAGGACGUCUCUCUGGCUCUAAUCAUGACGCCGGCUCAGUUCGACGCCCACCUGAUCAGGAAGGCCACAAAGGGCUUAGGGACAAACGAGGACGUCCUGGUCGAGGUUCUGGCGACGAGGUCGAACGAGGAGAUUCGAGAACUCAAGAGGGUUUAUAAACAAGAGUACGGUCAGGAGCUGGAGGCGGUCAUCCAGAAGGAGACCAGUGGCGACUUCACCAAGGCUCUUCUGGCCAUGUUGAAGGCAAACAAAGACGAGAGCAAUGAAAUCAACAGGAAGCAGGCUCAAGAGGACGCAAAGACUCUGUUUGAGGCCGGUGAAAACACCAAAGGAACCAACGUGACCACCUUCAUCGACAUCCUGACCUCGAGGAGCGGGCCGCAGCUCUCCAAGACGUUCGAGGAGUACGCCUCCGUCAGCGACCUCACGCUCCCCAAGGCCUUGUUCUUGGAGCUGAAAGGAGACAUCGAGGACUGUCUCGUGGACAUCGUGAAAAUAGCCUGGAACAAACCUGCGUUCUUCGCUGAGAGGCUCCACAAGGCCAUGGACGGCCACGGCACAUGUGAGGACACGCUGAUCCGGGUGCUGGUCAGUCGCUCCGAGAUCGACCUGAAGAAGAUCGUGGAGGAAUACAAGGCCAUGUUCAACGUCAGCAUUCAGGAGCAUAUACUGAAGGACACAAGUGGACAUUAUCAGAAGGUUCUGCUGGGACUGUGUGGAGCUCACUGACCUGGAUCUGCUCUGGAGAUCAACCGUGUCCUCAGGAGGCGACAGAAAUGUCCUAAGAUGAAUAAAUAACAUUGAUAAAUUUGUCUUUUUGAGCUGAUCAUAAUAAACAUAUAUAAAUAUAA